CUGAGGGUGGGACAUAGAAGCUUGCUUUUUGGCGUCAGUUGCGCGCGGGAUUUGAAGCCUCGGCACGGCCGUUAUCCCGGGCGGCGGCGCUCGCAGAUCGGUUGCUGGUUCCCGUUGUUUUGCUGCCAUGGAGCUGCCCUCGCUGCAGCAACUGGAGUCGCUCAAAUACAGCGAGCUGCAGCAGCUGGCCAAAGCCGCCGGCCUCCGGGCCAACCUGAAGGCAGAUAAACUGCUGAAAGCGCUGAAGUGUCACUUUCAUGAGCCAAAACAAGAAAAUGGAAGUAAGGACUUUGGAAGGAGCAUUUCCUCCUCUACAGACACAGAGGACCUCAGCAGUCCAGAGACGGUCAAACCUAUUCCAGUGUCCUUUAUCACAAAAAGACGUAGGAAAGGCAGGAAGGUUGAGACUGAAAAGAUGGCCUCAAAGGAGGAAAUUAAUACUAAUGAAGAAGAUAUGGAAAUUCCUGCUGAAAAAGAGGAUGGAGACCGCAAGAGCCUGAAAGAAUGCCAAAAUGAGGAACCCCUAGAUAAGAACCAAGCACCUGACAACCUAGCAAUGCAUCACAUGCAAAGGGAGAAGAUGGUUUCUGCUAAAAGAAAUGGAGUUCAAAACGACGCUCCCCGAAUCCUUCCUCAAACUGGGAAAAUCCCUCAGUAUGUAGAGAAUCUGUCUAAAACUGGAAAAACACGAAUAAAACCUAUUACACCAAAUUUCAAGAAACUACAUGAAGCUCACUUCAAGAAAAUGGAGUCAAUUGAUGCCUACAUUGAAAGGAAAAACAAACUAAUUGAAAAUGUCAGCAACUCUAUCAAUGAGGUCAAGAUGUUGGCUAAAAAAGCUAACCAUCCAAAGACAUGUGAGAGAGGAACUCCACACAGCAAUUUUAAGAAACGCUCUACUGGCAGUGCAUUUUUAUUCAGUCCACAUCUCCAAAGAGGAAGAUUCUCUAAUAGCGGUACCCCAGGCAACCCACGGUGCUCUCCGCGCAUCUCAGUAGGCACUGUAAAUCGGAGUAUUUUGUCUCGGAAGUCUUCAUUCAAUCCCUCCAUUCUCUCAACAACCAAAAUGAAUGUCAGAUUCUCAGAAGCUACAAAAGAUAAUGAACACAAACGCUCCCUUACCAAGACUCCAUCUAGAAAGUCACCAUUCUUGGAGAUCUGUACACCUGAUAUCCAGAAAAGUGGCAAACUUACAACUAGAAAGAGCAUGAAGGGAAGUACCACAAGCAAUGAGCUGACUAAACCAAAGACCAGCCCUAAUGCUGUUACACCAUUCAAGUUUGCAGCUCAGCCUGCAGAACCCACAAGUACCAAGAAGCCAACAUUUGAUCUGAAAGCAAGUCUGUCAAGGCCACUUGGAUAUCAGCCACACAGAGGAAGACUGAAACCUUGGGGUGACACAAAAGAAAACACUGUCCUGAAUAAAUCAAUUAAUAAUAGCGUCUCUUCACACACAAAAGAUUACAAACAGCCACGUCUCCAGACCAGAGAAGGGAGGCGUGAGAAGCAUAAGCAGGAGAGAAAGCAGAAAAAGGCUCAGAUGCUUGGAACCCGCAGAGGACUACCUAUGGCUUAGGAGUAACUUUGUAACUUCUUAAGGAUUCAUUGUAAAUACUGUUCUCCGGGAAAUGUCUUUCCUACCUGUGUAAAUAUUUGUUUGUAAUGUGUGCACUAAAGAAUGAGUCAUCUGGGUUGACUGGAUGUUACUAGCCAUUUAGGGCAGAGUUUUAGUGCUGUUGAGCUUAACUUGUGGGUUUCUUGGUUACAAGUUGGAUAAAAUAUUGAUACUCUCUUGUAUAUUCUAAAUAGAGCCCAGAAUAUCUGAAAUCACUUAGUUAUUCAUCCAGUUAGGUUUUAGACUGGUUGGUAUUCUUGGUUGUAAAUUUCGAACAAAAGCUUCCUCCUAAAUUGGGAGAUUCCCUAAAACCAUUAGACUGAAAAGAUACUAAAGGGGGGAUGGGAGAUAAUCAUGAAGCUAUUUUCACAUUGUCACUUAUCAGUUGAGCAUAGCUUUCUAGAUGCUAAAUAACUUGAAAAUGUUCCAUUAUCAAAAAAUGUAGUCUCUGUCUUAUGUGUAGCAGCAAUUGUUAGAGAGAUUUCCUGUAAAGUCCUUUGUGAAGUAAACUAUAAUCUGUAGGAGAGGGAAAACCAUGUUAUAAAGGUUUUAGAGCCCUAAGUAUCCCGUUAGAAUAAAGUUGGGGGGGGAGUAGAAAUUUAAUACAAACCUUGUAGGUUGCUAACCAGAUGCAUGAAGAGCAGCCCAGGUUUUUUUUCUGUAUUACCACAUAUUACAGGAUCUUAAAUUUGGCAAAACAGAACAAUCGUUGUUUUGACGUUCUAUUAGUAAGCCAAUAUCUUUUGAGGAUUGAUGUACUUAGAAUAGAUUUAGAAAACCUGUAGCAGUAAUAACAGCAUUUUCCCCAAAGGUUAUCUAUAAAGGAAAAUCUUUUUAAUCAUUUAAAUAUGGAAUAGACUGGAAGCUUGCGGAGAAUGGGAAAGAGGGAGGAUGCACUGCAGUUGCUAUUUCAUUAUAGCUGUUUGGACUGAUAAGCAAAUAUUUACAAAGUAAUAGGUUCACUGUUGCAUUUAGGCUUAAACUUUCCUGUGACACUUGCUGAACCAUUCCAUUCAGAAAUAGAAAAGCUUUUUUUAUAUAAAAUUGUAUACUAUGUGAGAAAAUAAACGGCUUUUGUAUUGAA
Messenger RNA from Pelodiscus sinensis (Chinese soft-shelled turtle), 2699 nucleotides. Lineage: Eukaryota; Metazoa; Chordata; Testudines; Trionychidae. The record is from RefSeq and is a predicted model, not a curated record.